GCUGGUGGAUAGUCCUCUAUUAUAUAGUAGCUUGCCUGGUAAAUAUUUCCAAUCAUGCUGUGGGCACAGCAUCUGUGAAAUGAUUUGCCAGCAUGCAAAAUGAUUCCAAGAGCGUGGUGAAAAUGGAAUUGUGUCCGUGAACAGCAAGUUAGCAUUUGAAUUUAAACAGAAUUCAUCUCUGCUGGCCUAAUUUUAAUAAUCCAGCCAAAUUUGUGGAUGCAGGAACCACUAAUUCUUCUGUGAAAAGAAUGGCUCAAGUGGGCUGGCAGGUGACAAGGCAUGAGAAGACUGCUUGGGGAAGGGUGUUUUUUUCUUUGCCCCCAUCUCUUCAGUUGGCUUUGAUCCGUUUUAUGAGGGUCAGAAGACAAAAACCUCAUUACCUAAUGCUGUUGGAUGUUAAUGUAUGUGUGAUAUGGCUCUUUGCCAGUAUCUUAAUUAGGGAAUUCAUAAAAGCAGGGGGUGGAUGCCAGUUCUUGAAAAGCGCUUUUAGCCUUUCUGCUGGAAAGAAAGCUUUUAUUAAUUCAUUACAAAAUGUAUUAAAAGGGAUCCAGCUCAACUCUGUAAGCAAAGCUGCUUCUUUUUCUCUUCUGUCUUUGUCUCUGCCUUUAUGUGAACCGUUUUGGGCUCCCUGCCCAAGAUGGUCCCAACAAAUGAGAUUUGUAAUAAGCAUGUAAGUCAGUUUGGAUCGAAAUCUGCUCCGGGUCUCUCUGGUUUAAAAAGGUCUCCAGAUUGCAAGCGAGUGUUGCCAGAAUUCAAUAAAAAUGGCUGAGUGCCUUAUCAUACCUUCUGGAGCAAGGGAGGCAUCUGGUCUUAGAUCCCUGUGUGUAUCCAAAGCUGCUGGGACUUGACUUUCUGGAGUGGCUCUUGAGGAGCAAAAGGGCAGCUCUGUGUGCCUCGAGCCACUGCCUGGAUGAGACCUACCUGUUUUGCUUGCCCCUCUUAACUGACACUGCUUAAAGAUGUUGCUGUGAGUGAAGUCCUGUGUCCCUGAUACAGCAUGUGAACUUGAGGAGUUGUCACGUGAGCUUUCUGCAUGCUGUGCUUCAGCUCUGUCCCAGAGGACCCUCUUCAUGGAAGGGAGAGCCAGCAGGAGCAAGAUUGAUGGACUGGAGGAGAAGCUGGCACGUUGCAGACGGAGCAUGGAGGAGAUGGAUCUUAAACUCCGCAGGGAGAAGCUCAGCCCUGAAGGAAGAAAGUCACUGGAGAGAGAGAGAAACUUACUAAUGACCAAAGCUGACAACUAUGAGAAAGAACUGAGUGUGCUUCGUAAGGAAAAUCGCAAGAAUGCUGCCCUUACGGUGGCCGUGGCGUUGCUGAUUGCUCUUAUUUACUCCUGCUGGACAAUGUGAUUGCACUCAAGAAUUCUCCCUGCUGACCAAACGACUCUCCUGCAAGGAGCUUUUCCUCCUCUCACCACUGUGCCUCCCCCAGGGGUGAGGAUCGGCAUUUCAAAUGGCUGUUCUUGUUUAUCCUCUCCAAGCCUCAGCGUAGGAAGCUGUUCCUCUGAGAACUGAGGGGGACAAGAGACAAACCAGAAAUCAAAGCACUCUUGCUGUUGGAAAUCGAGCUCAGGGUGGUGCUGUCUUACCCAAAAUACAGUGAAGACUGUCCAGCCCGAUGCAGGAAGGCAUCUCCCUUUUGGAGAGGACCUCUGUGGUUGCAGAUGAGUGCCCGCUGCCCAGCCCAGUCAGAAUACAUGCCACCCGGGCUCCUGUGACUCAGCCAUAAGCUGAAAGAGACACCACACUCUUUGAAUCAAAGGGUAACUUGGGUAUUGUGACCUGAAGACACCAUGUGUUGCCAGAGCUGAGCUAAACAAAGAUGUUUCCUCCUCCACACCGACUUACAGGACCAAAGGAAUCCUACUGCCACAAAAACAGGUAGGCAUCUCUCUCUCCACAAAGCAGGUAGCAGCCAACUUGAGAUGUGGGUGCUUGGGCUUUGAGAAGAUCUACCAGUGCAUCAGUUUGGUAGCCGUUUUGUGCCUCUGAGAAUCAACACUUGCAGAAGAGAAUUUACUACCAACUCCCAGGGGUGGAAGUGCCUCUGCACGGCUUUAAAUAAAAUAAUUUGACCUUUUAA
Molecule: messenger RNA, 2082 nt
Organism: Falco peregrinus (peregrine falcon)
Lineage: Eukaryota; Metazoa; Chordata; Aves; Falconiformes; Falconidae
Gene: CCDC167
Product: coiled-coil domain containing 167
Exons: 4
Coding region: 1071-1349 (92 amino acids)
Source: RefSeq, a predicted model, not a curated record